This is a messenger RNA of Lactuca saligna, 3183 nucleotides long. Lineage: Eukaryota; Viridiplantae; Streptophyta; Magnoliopsida; Asterales; Asteraceae. The record is from the annotation of a GenBank genome assembly.
AUGGCUGAACAUAGAAAGAUGAUUGAGGCGGAGACCGAUGCAAAUAAAAGAAGUAAAUGGACUGAAAAGAUGGACCGGUGGAAUAAAGCACUUACAGAAGUUGCUGGUUUAAAAGGCAAUAACGUUAAUGGGAGGGUAGAGAAGGAAUUCAUUAAAGAAAUUGUCAAGGACGUCUACCAUAGAUUACAAGUAUCGUUACGGAAUCCUCUACCACUACUUAUUGGAAUGGAUCGUUCCAUUGAAUUUGUCACUUCAUGGUUAGAUAAAUUCUCAUAUACGACCGACGUACUCACCAUUUUGGGUAUGGGUGGGAUCGGGAAGACGUCUUUAGCCAAAUAUGUCUAUGGUUUACGUUGUCAUAAAUUUAAGAGAAGCAACUAUAUUGGAAAUAUCAGUAGGAAAUGUGAACAAAACUUUACUGGAUUGCUCCUUUUACAAAAACAACUCUAUGAUGACAUUUCAAGAACAAGUUCAAUUGAAGUUAAUGAUGUUUCUAUAUACACGUCAAUGAUAGAGAAUGUUGUGUCUCAUAAACAGGUGUUUCUAGUUCUUGAUGAUAUUGAUAGUCUCGUCCAGUUGGAUUCAAUGCUUGGAAGCAAAGGGUUUUAUCUGGGGAGUAAAAUUAUUGUUACAACAAAGGAUGCAUGGUUGACGAAGAGUUGUGUACUAUUCAAAAAGAAACUUGCACCCAAGCAUACCACGCACUUACUUAAUGUCUUAAAAGAGAAUGACUCACACGAACUUUUGUGUUUUCAUGCAUUCAACUCAAACCAUCCCAAGGCAGGUUAUAAAGAGGUGUCAAAUAAGUUUGUGAAGUAUUGUGAAGGACAUCCAUUGGCUCUCGAAGUUUUGGGAAAGUCUCUAUAUAAUCGAGAUGUAGCUUACUGGGAAGAUGUUCUAGAACAGCUAGAGAAAGAAACCGGUUCUCCUAUAGAUAAUGUCUUGAAAAUGAGUUUGGACUCUUUGUCAUCAAAAAAUGAUAAAGAUUUGUUUAAGCAUAUUGCUUGUUAUUUUGUUGGAACAAACAGAGAUGUUAGUGAAACAAUAUUAAAGGCAUGUCGUAUAAACACAACAUCAGGGAUCACGAAUCUCAUGGACAGAUGCCUUCUUAGUAUCGGAGAGAAUAAUGAAUUCAUGAUGCAUCAGUUGCUUCAAAAGAUGGGUAGAUUCUUAGUAUAUCAAGAAUCACCUGAGAAGCCAUGGAAGCGAAGUCGAUUAUGGUUUCAUGAGGAUUCAUUCAAAGUGUUGAAACAAAAAAAGGGUAAGGGGAAUCUUCUUGGCCUUGCUCUUGACAUGCGAAUGCUUAAGAAAGGGAAUUCGUAUGCAUCUUUUAAGAUGGAAACAAAUGCACUGAGUAACAUGGAAAAUCUAAUGCUUCUACAACUCAAUUAUGUUCAAUUUAGUGGGUCUUAUGAGAAUUUCCCGGACGAAUUAAGAUGGUUGUGUAUGCAUGGAUUUCCAUUAAAGUCUAUACCUUCAGACUUACCGAUGGAGAAUUUGGUUGCUCUUGACAUGUCAUAUAGCAGCAUUGAAUCACUUGGCAUUUGUUAUAGCAAUCCACAACUUGAGAGUAGGAAAAAGUUGAUCGAGUCGUGCUCAAAAGACAAAAGCUUGCUUGGGUCACUGAAGAUUCUUAAUUUAAGUUUCUGUGAACAACUUCGAAGUUUAGGAAGCUUUGAAAAAGUUCCUUCACUUGAAAUGUUAAUACUUACAAAUUGCAUUGGCUUGCUUGAGGUCUGUGAUUCAAUCAUGCAUUGUGUUGAACUUGCUGUCAUUGAUAUGAGCUACUGCAACAACCUUGAUCAUUUUCCAAGAACCUUACACAUGUUAAAGAAGGUUAAAACACUAUUGCUAGUUGGUUGUAACUCUAGUAAAUCACGAAUCGAGAUUAGGGAUAUUGUUUCACCAGGAAUACCUACAGAAUCGUUGAUUGUACCAAGAGAUUUUAAGCUUUUAUCAGUUUCAUUGCCGAGAUCUUUGGUACGAUUGUCACUUGCAAAUAAUGACUUGGCCACAGAAUCCUUUCCCACGAGCUUUGUUUGGCUAUCCAUGUUAAAGGAUUUAAACUUAGAUGAAAAUCCUAUGAUUUCCAUGCCCGUAUGUGUGAGAAGCCUUCCAAGUCUUGAGUCACUUAGUAUGAAAAACUGCAAAAUGCUGACAUCAGUUGAGCGUCCUCCACAUACACUAACAUAUCUGGACCUAUAUUUAGGUUCAAAGAAGGCUAUGCUACGAAAAAUUGUAUUUGAUCCAAAAGUAACUACCCCGCUUCAGUUCUCAAUAGACUGGAGGCUGUUAGCAUCUUCUUCAUUUGAAUUUGAAGGCUUGAUCAAAAUCCAACCAAUUGCAAGCAUUGAGAAAAAACUAUUACGUAGUUUGGGCUGGAUUGACCUCGAUUUCCUAAAUGAAAGACGUUUGGUAGCAGAGCCUGUGUCUAAAGGAAGAGAAGAAUCUAAAACACAGAUGUAUUACGAAUUUGGAAUAUUCAGCACCAUUUACGUUGGCAAAGAGAUUCCAGAUUGGAUUACAUGUAAAAGAAAGGGGCCAUCGAUAUCAUUUAUCAUCCCAUCAUCUCUUAAACAGUUCAGAGGAUUGAAUUUUUGCUAUGUGCUGACAUCUCGAGUUCUGAAUGAGAGUCUUGGAAUUGUAGAGCAAGAUCAGGUCCUUGAUUUGCCAAUGAUCAUAAUUAGUAAUAUAACCAAAAAACACACCUGGAUAUACCAUCAUUAUGUUUACAGAGUCCGUGUAGAUGGGGAUUUUGCAAUAAUGUUAAGCCAUUGGAUGUUUGGGAUGAAUGAGAUGGAAGGUGGUGAUGAAGUCACUAUUGCUACAACACAGGACCUUGGACUUACAGAGGAGGUUGGAGUUGGUUUUAUGUAUGAUGAUGGAAACACAGAUGAAGAAGAUGCAUUGGGCUAUUACAAGUCUUGGAAUCAUAUCAUUGGUGGAGAUCUUUUAGGAUUUCAAACAACAACAGGCGAAUACAUCCUGAAUAGCACUCGGUUUUUGUCAUCUGGCCGUGUAGUAUUUCCAUACUAUCUUCCAUACAUUGGAGACGAACCCUAUUAUAAAGAAAACCAAGUGCAUUUCAGAGUUUUUUCUGUAAGGAAGUCUAACAUAGUUGGUGGCGUACAUGAGGAUGAAACAGUGUUGUACAAUAGACCCUCGAAAAUGUUGAAGAUAUAA